AUGUCUAACAGAGUUUUUGAUGACUCUGAGAAUAAGAACUCCAUCAAGCCAUUCAACAAGAAUUCACAGAAUGAAAAUACUCACAUAUCAAAUAAGGGGUCAACUUUUAGGCAAAUGCUGAGGUUUAAGAGAGUUCCCUUGGGUGGUAAGGACCAAAACACAAACACGUUUGAAUUGAACAGAUCAAAGUCAACUAUAAAUCCCAAUUUAAACUCGCUCAAGUCUAAUAGCAAACCGCCAAGUUUAGUAAAGUCGAACUCGAGCUUAGGGUUUCAAUCAGUUCCUGUAUUUCAAGAGUUUACACAAGAACAGAGAAGCCAAUUGCAAAGUACUGAACCGCAAGUCGCUAACAUUGGAAGUAAACAGGUGGAGGAUCAGAGCAGUAGAAACUUGAUCAGUAUACCAAAACCUAACCGCAGUGUUAGGAAAAGAGUAAGCUUAGAUGAAUUAUCCCUUCCAACAUUAUUAUCCCCUAAAAAACCCAAAUUAUUUCAAACUGACUCCUUAAUAAAGUCUGACGGUACACAGCAUAAGCCACCAAUCCCACUUAGGAGUACAUUUUCGGAAAGAACUGAGGCUCUUAAUUCAAGGCAUGUAGUAAAUAAUGACAUAACAAGAAAUAAUGUGGAUCCAAUCAAACGGCCAAACAGACGUCAUUCGAUAGAUGCAAUGGUUGCACAACACUGGCGAGAUGAAAUAGAGUUUGUGCCACAUGGUUACAACGAGAAAGAGGCUGAUUCCCUCGUUUCAUUCAAUGAUAAUGAGGUACAGUUUUUCUCAACUCCAAACGUCAGUCAUGAUUUUGAGCAGCCUGAUGAAGACUUAAAUUUAGAAUUAGAUUUUGAAAAUGACACCGGAAACGAAGAGCUCGACGCUGAAGUGACCAUUGAUGGGAAUGAGAAGGAUGAUUUUGGUUUAAACGACGAGGAUUUAAGAAAUUUAUUAGAUUGA
Molecule: messenger RNA, 951 nt
Organism: Lodderomyces margitis
Lineage: Eukaryota; Fungi; Ascomycota; Pichiomycetes; Serinales; Debaryomycetaceae
Exons: 1
Coding region: 1-951 (316 amino acids)
Source: RefSeq, a predicted model, not a curated record